This is a messenger RNA of Staurois parvus, 1370 nucleotides long. The record is from the annotation of a GenBank genome assembly. Lineage: Eukaryota; Metazoa; Chordata; Amphibia; Anura; Ranidae.
AUGGCGGAGUACGAUCUCACCACCAAGAUCGCUCACUUUCUGGACCGACACCUGGUCUUCCCGCUGCUGGAGUUCCUCUCAGUGAAAGAGAUUUACAAUGAAAAAGAACUCCUUCAGGGCAAGUUGGACUUGCUCAGUGACACCAACAUGGUGGACUUUGCAAUGGAUGUGUAUAAGAACUUGUAUCCAGACAAGGAGAUUCCUCAUGCUCUCAGAGAGAAGAGAACCACAGUUGUUGCACAGUUGAAACAGCUGCAAGCCGAAACAGAACCCAUUGUAAAGAUGUUCGAAGAUCCUGAAACAACAAGGCAGAUGCAGUCUACUAGGGAUGGAAGGAUGCUGUUUGACCAUCUUGCUGAUAAACAUGGGUUUAGGCAGGAGUACUUGGACACCUUGUACAGAUAUGCAAAGUUCCAGUAUGAGUGCGGAAACUACUCUGGGGCAGCCGAGUACUUGUACUUUUUCAGAGUGUUGGUUCCUUCAACAGACAGAAAUGCUCUCAGUUCUCUUUGGGGAAAACUGGCUUCAGAAAUUUUGAUGCAGAAUUGGGAUGCCGCUAUGGAAGAUCUCACACGACUCAAAGAAACAAUAGAUAACAAUUCCGUCAGCUCUCCACUUCAGUCUCUGCAGCACAGAACCUGGCUCAUUCACUGGUCGCUUUUUGUGUUCUUCAACCAUCCCAAGGGGAGAGACACAACAUCAUUGACCUUUUCCUUUACCAGCCUCAGUACCUAAAUGCCAUUCAGACUAUGUGCCCACAUAUCCUUCGGUACCUGACCACAGCCGUCAUCACCAACAAAGAUGUGAGAAAGAGACGUCAAGUUCUGAAAGAUUUGGUUAAAGUAAUUCAGCAAGAAUCCUACACCUACAAGGAUCCAAUAACUGAAUUUGUUGAGUGUUUAUAUGUGAAUUUUGACUUUGAUGGGGCGCAGAAGAAGUUAAGAGAGUGCGAGUCGGUGCUGGUGAAUGAUUUCUUUCUUGUGGCCUGCCUAGAAGAUUUUAUUGAAAACGCCAGACUUUUUAUAUUUGAGACAUUCUGCCGUAUCCACCAAUGUAUAAGUAUCAGCAUGUUGGCUGAUAAAUUGAAUAUGAGCCCUGAAGAAGCUGAAAGGUGGAUAGUCAAUUUAAUUCGCAAUGCCAGACUGGAUGCAAAGAUUGACUCUAAAUUGGGUCACGUUGUAAUGGGAAAUAAUGCCGUAUCACCUUAUCAACAAGUCAUAGAGAAGACAAAGAGUCUUGCUUUCCGCAGUCAGAUGUUGGCAAUGAACAUAGAGAAGAAGAUGAACCAGAACACCAGGAGUGAGGUAAAGAGAGUGGAUUAUAUAUGUCAAUUAACUAUAUAUAACCUUGCCUUCACAAAGGGAAGGUAG